Molecule: messenger RNA, 603 nt
Organism: Cyphellophora attinorum
Lineage: Eukaryota; Fungi; Ascomycota; Eurotiomycetes; Chaetothyriales; Cyphellophoraceae
Exons: 2
Coding region: 1-603 (200 amino acids)
Source: RefSeq, a predicted model, not a curated record
AUGGCCGCCACAUCGACCAAAAGACAAUACGUCCAUUUCGGCAGGGGUGGUGCAGGUAUGACUUUCGCCACGGAAGGUCUCCUAUGUAUAUGUCUGAUCUCGUGCGAUAGGCAACAUGAUGAUGAAGCCAGCAGGCCAAGUCACGUCCAGCGCACAGCCGCCCAAACUUCCGUCGCCGACCAGCAAGGUCGUCGCUUUUCGACGGGCGUGGGCGGCUUGGGCAACAUGACCUCUGCAAGGCGCACAUCAGCAGCCAAGCAAUCUCAAGACGCCACAAGCCAGCAAAACUACGACGACGACGAUGAUCACAAAGCAUAUCAUGACCAUUCGGCGCCAGGGAUCGUGCUCGUCAAGGGUGGUCAUAGUAUUGGCAUAGGCGGUUUUGCAAAUCGCUACAUCCCCUCCAGCGCCGAGGACGAAGAAGCGGCCCACAACAACGAACACUUCCGCCGGCAGAGUUUGGCAAACAUCGCUGCUGCGCGCAGCAGGAAAUCUAGUCAAGCCAGCACACUCGUUUCGGAGCAAGGCGCGUCAAGACGUGGUAGUCUGGCUAGCCUGAGGGACUUCGUCCGGGCAGGUGGUAGGAGGACGAGUAAGGUCUAA